AUGUUGGCGAGCGAUGCCUCCUCCAAAUCGAUGGAAAAGUUAUGGUGCAAUCUGUUUGAAGAUCAUGGUAGAGGAGACGGUGGGCGGAGCAUGGUCUACGGUGUGGAAUACGGUACCUAUGGACUGGGGAUAUGGGGGACGUUGGGGUUGGGACUGUGGACAGAGCACAUCAUGCCCACUGCCACCCACCAUAUGGAUAACGAGGCUGAGGAUCCAAAGGAGGAGGACGUUCCGCGAAAACGAUGCCGUGUUUCUUCGACAUCCCCUAGCAACGCUGAAAGAUCUCCAUCUUCCCUUCCACGUCCAUCCAGCGCCGGCCAACCGCAUACACCGUCCCCUCCGGCUGCGCAAAGACUGCCCGGUCUCAAAGCACAAUGGUUAGCGAAGGAGCGUGAGCGCUCAGGUGUGCGGGAUAUGUGGAAAGAAGAGGAGGAGUGGGCGAAGAGUGUGGAGGGCGCGACGAUGGAUCGGGAGGAGGCUACGCGGUUGUGGAGGUUCUCCGGGCCGGAGAUCAGGGAGCAGGAGGUCUAG
Drepanopeziza brunnea f. sp. 'multigermtubi' MB_m1 is the source of this 531-nucleotide messenger RNA. RefSeq lists its product as uncharacterized. Lineage: Eukaryota; Fungi; Ascomycota; Leotiomycetes; Helotiales; Drepanopezizaceae. The record is from RefSeq and is a predicted model, not a curated record.